This is a messenger RNA of Pogonomyrmex barbatus (red harvester ant), 292 nucleotides long. RefSeq names its product ribosomal protein L23 (gene RpL23). Gene Ontology annotation, biological process: translation. Gene Ontology annotation, molecular function: large ribosomal subunit rRNA binding; structural constituent of ribosome. The record is from RefSeq and is a predicted model, not a curated record. NCBI's taxonomy places the organism in Eukaryota, Metazoa, Arthropoda, Insecta, Hymenoptera, Formicidae. Gene Ontology annotation, cellular component: ribosome; cytosolic large ribosomal subunit.
ACUUCGGAACUAGUGAUAUAUAUACCUAUUUUUCAUUCCGCUGUGUCGAGAGCACGCUCUCCCUAACGCAUUCUUUCAAAUCACCAACAUGUCGAAGAGAGGACGUGGUGGCUCGGCUGGAGCCAAAUUCAGGAUAUCUCUGGGUUUACCGGUUGGUGCAGUCAUCAAUUGUGCUGACAAUACUGGUAAGUAUGUGAAAAAAAAUAAUAGAGGGAAGAAAAAACACAUGUGUGUAAUACUUAACCUAAACUUGACUCGAACGUGUUCAUGCACAUGAAAACUUUCCAUUGCG